UGUCUUAAAAUGCCGCAUGGGCUCGAAGCCAUGUGAUGAUGGCAAGGAGUGUGUCUUAUUUAGCCACGUAUGUGAUGGCGAGAUGGACUGUUUGGAUGGAUCUGAUGAACGCGGAUGUCAAGAAACCUGUGAAGGAGAGUUUCAGUGCGCUCAUGGGAAAAAGUGCAUCCCUGAGGCUGAGGUGUGCGAUGGGAAGUUUCAGUGUCAGGAUCAAUCUGAUGAACAGGACUGUUGGGAAAAAACCAAAAGUUGUGAGCACCGAUGUGCUGACGGGAAACGCUGCAUCCCCAAGAAAUUCCUCUGUGACGGAGAGCAGGACUGCCUGGAUGGGUCAGAUGAAGUGGGAUGUGACUUAAGUCCUGCUACAACAGAGUUCCCUCUCCUCACCUCCCCACCUGCGUGCAUCACUCCAUCAGUUCUGUGCCCAGGUUCAUUUAAGUGCAUUUCUCAAUAUCAGCUCUGUGAUGGACAAAGAGACUGCCCCGAUGGGUUUGAUGAGAAGGACUGCGUGGUCCGAUGUGAAAACCCAGAUGACUUCCUGUGCAGUGACCAGAGGAAGUGCAUCCCACAGACACAAGUGUGUGAUGGUCGUGCUCAGUGUCCUGAUGGCUCGGAUGAGAAGCGGUGUCAGUCAGAGGAUCUUUCUGCCACAUCCAACAAAGCACCCAGCACAAGACCUGUCCCUCUGAAGUGCCGUACUGGUUUCAAACCAUGUAAAAACGGCCUGGAGUGUAUAAUGUACAGUCAUGUGUGUGAUGGAGAGAUGGACUGCCAGGAUGGAUCUGAUGAAGAGGGAUGUGAGAGUCUCUGCAAAGCAGGUGAGUUCCUGUGUUCUCAUGGGAGGAAAUGCAUCCCACAAGAGCAGGUCUGUGAUGGGAGGAGUGACUGUCAGGACCGAUCCGAUGAGUUUGACUGUUCCAUACGGAGUGAGGGGUGCAGUCGGCGCUGUGACAACAACACUCGCUGCUUACCGCAGACCUUCUUGUGUGAUGGGGAGAGAGACUGUGCUGAUGCAUCGGAUGAAGAGAACUGUGGUGUGGUAGCAUGUGCUGCUCAACAGUAUCGCUGUGCUAGCGGUCAGUGCGUCUCUGAGGCCCUCAGAUGUGAUGGCUAUCCAGACUGCCGAGACCGCUCUGAUGAAAUGGACUGUGCACGACCGCCUCGCUGCCCUGUGGAGCUCAGGUGUCCACACAGCCAUGAGUGUUUGCAGAAAGAGUGGCUCUGUGAUGGUGAAGAAGACUGCAAAGAUGGCUCGGAUGAAAAGAAUUGUAACAACCCUCCAGCAAAGUGCAGGAAGCACCAAUUUCAGUGUGGAGAUGGCAGUCAGUGCAUCCCUCUGUCCUGGAGGUGCGAUGGGAAGGAAGACUGUUCCAAUCGUAUGGAUGAGGACAAAUGUAGCCAGAGAAAGUGCCCGUUCCACCUUUACCAGUGUGGCAGCAGAGAGUGUCUGGACCCCAAGCUGGUGUGCAACGGCUUCACAAACUGUGCUGAUGGCUCAGAUGAAGGCGUAGGAUGUGCUCAGCGCAACUGCUCCAGUCCGUCCGCUCCGCUCUGUGACUUCCGCUGUGUCAGCACCCCAAAUGGACCGAGAUGCUACUGUGGUGCAGGGUUCAGGCUACAGUCAAGUUCCAGGUCCUGUAUGGACAUAGAUGAGUGCAGUUCAUCAGGAGCUUCAUGCAAACACAUCUGCCAGAACACUCCUGGUUCCUACAGCUGCCUGUGCCAUCCAGGGUUCUACCUGGAGCCAGACAACAGAAGCUGCAAGACAAAAGAUGAGCCUUUGCUCCUGGCGUCCGUGCAGACUGAGCUGUUAAUCCUGGGAGUCCACAGUGGGAAGAUGGAGAUUCUCUCCUCUGUAGAUCGGCCAGUCUUCUCCCUGGAUUACGACCUGCUUCAGCAGAGGGUCUACUGGCUGAGUCCUGACUACCAGAGCGUCCGCUGGGCUGGCAUGAGGAGCUCAAACAAAGGGACCCUGAUCAAAGGUGUGAAGUCAAAUUCCCUCGCCGUGGACUGGGUUGGUAGGAAUCUGUACUGGGUGGAUGGACUGGUAGGCCAGAUCCUGGCAGCAAAGCUCAUCAAUUCCACAAUGAGAUCCCAGGACUACACUGUGGUUCUUGGUGAUAACCUGGAGCAGCCGAGCUCUCUGGUGCUGCUGCCUGAAAGAGGGUUGAUGCUAUGGUCUGAGAUCGGCAGCUCUCCUCAGAUCGAGCGAGCUGGGAUGGAUGGCUCCCAGAGAAAGGUGGUGGUGAGCCGUGACUUGAGCUGGCCAGUCGGCUUGGCCUUUGACUUCCUGGAUAACAGGCUGUUCUGGGCCGAUGAGAAGCUGCGCUGCAUAGGUUCAGCCUCUCUGGACGGAGACGACAUCCAGAUCCUCCAGCUUGCUGAAACACCGAGCCCUUUCUCGGUGGCAGUUUUCAAUGAUCGUGUGUUCUGGUCCGACACAAAGAGGAGAACCGUCCGCUCGGCUGAUAAGAAGACUGGCAAAGAUCAGAAAGUUCUCCUGAAGAGGCCCGGACAGCCAUUUGGACUGAAGCUGAUGCACGCCCUUUCCCAACCGGCUGCAUCAAGCCCCUGUGAGCUCAUUCGCUGCUCCCAUCUCUGUCUCUUGGCUCCACCAGUACCAGGACAAUCUGGACCAGCGGGUUCGCCUGCAGCUCCAGUAACGAACGCAGCAGUUUGUCGAUGUCCAAAAGGGCUGCUUCUAGCGGAGGACAGGAUGACCUGCUCUCUACCCAAAGAGUCGGCAUUCAUCCUGCUUCUGUUCAGGGACUCGGUGCAUCAGAUUUAUUUGCGCUCCAUGCGUCGUGAUGGGUCUGCUUUGAAGAAAAUGCCCAAUGGUCGAGAUUUUGCCCUCCCUGGAGUGAAAGAGGCUUUGGCCCUAGAUCUUUUUAUCCCACAGUUGCUGCUGUUUGUGGCUUAUUCAAACCACGGAUCUGUGGAUGUGAUGAGACUGAGCAGCUCUAAGUCUAAUCCAAAACUUGUUGCUGCAGAACCCAUCCUGAAACUCGAGAAGGAUUCAGUCACAGCUCUAGCUGUUGAUUGGGUAACCGCCAACGUCUACUGGAGCAGUGUAGAGAAACCAGACAUCCACGUGACGUCACACUUUGGUGGUCACACCACCUCACUGCUGCACGGAUCUUUGAUUGCAGUUUCAUCCAUUGCCCUGCAUCCUUCCACGGGUCGGCUGUGUUACAUUGCGGUGGCAAUGACCGGAGCUAAAGGUGAGGCGGGGGUGGAUUGUGCCUGGAUGGAUGGUCGGAACACGGUGGUGUUGUGGAGGAAGUCCAGCAUCCCCAUCUCUCUGGUAUUCUCUGAUGCAGGAACCAGGAUCUACUGGGCUGACUCUGGUGAAGGAGUGAUAAGCUCCAUUGGAGUGGAUGGAUCCGGGUAUAGGGAGUACAAAACGGGGCCCAAUCUGCUCGUCUCAUUCACGCGCAUCGAGAACCUUUUCCUCUGGGUCACUCGAGACAAAGAUGUGAGCAAGCUGUGGUUCAGUGACGGACGGCAGCCUAAACAAGUGUGGUUUGAGACGAAGAAUGCUGUGGUUGAACUGAGAUCCUACAACAACGACACUCAGGCUGGAAGCAACAGCUGCAGCAGUAACAAUGGCGGAUGUGACCACCUGUGCCUGCCCUAUCCUGGAGGUCGAACCUGUAAAUGUGGGCGUGGCUUCUACAUCAUCAGUGACACUUCCUGCACCCCACUUCCCUCGUGUCCUCUGGGUGAGGAGUCCUGCUCUGAUGGCAGCAAGUGCGUUAGCAGCAGCCAGCUGUGUGACGGGAGAGUAGAUUGCCCAAACGGGUCGGAUGAAGAGAACUGUGUGAUCUCUGACUCGACCUCUUCAGACACCAAAGAACAUGACAAUUCUUCAUUGCCCCUCCAACCCAACCCCCAGAAGAACUCUGUCUCCUCUGAUGACCUGGAGUCGUGUGAUCUGGAACGCUGCAGUGGCCAUGGCAACUGCAUCAUAGAAGGCCAAUCCAUCCACUGUCGGUGUCUGCCUGCCUACAAAGGAGAGUCCUGUCAGGAGCUAAAUAGGCAGAGCCACCCAGCUGUAAUAAUGGUUGCCUUCUGCCUCGUCUCUGCAGUCGUCUUGGCUGGUUUUGUCUUCACUAAAAGGAAAGGAUGGGAGUGCUUCAGAAGAAGUUCUGAAAAGGACCCCCUGAUGGCUCAUAUGGCUCUGCCUGAACAAGAUUCUGACACUGAGGAGUCUCCAGUAGACGUGAGGAACCCGCUGCAAACCGACACUUAGACUCACAAACUGUUAAGGAUCCACUGAGGCUGUGAUGUUUAAGAAUAAAUCUGAAGAAAUGCAAGGAUUAAUGUUUGCUGUCAUGAAUUAAAUGUCUUUUUUUAAAUAAAAAUUAUGAAC
Nothobranchius furzeri (turquoise killifish) is the source of this 4372-nucleotide messenger RNA. The record is from RefSeq and is a predicted model, not a curated record. Lineage: Eukaryota; Metazoa; Chordata; Actinopteri; Cyprinodontiformes; Nothobranchiidae.